UCAACAAAAUUGUGACAAUAAUUUAAUUUGUAAUUAUAAUCAAUUUCAGAAUCACAAUAUAUGUAAAUAUAUACAUGUAAAUGUAUAAUCUGCCAGGAAAGAUCAAAAAAUUCAAGCUAGUUGUGCCAGUUGGUGCACGACGGCAAAGUCCAGAAGCUUUAACGGGAAGUAAUUUAAAAUCGAACAACGAAACUCAUUGGACUGUCCUGCUCGAUUUCUACAUAUCCAGAUCGCACAUACACGGAUUGUAUUUACUCUUUUUACCGACAAUGCGGCGACGUAUGCGGAUUCUGUGGUUCAUAGCUUUGAUAUGCGCGUGCAGUGUUCUCCUAUACGUUAGCUAUUUGUUGGGGGAGCGAUACGAAAAUAAACAUUUCAAGACAAUUGUCGCCCAUUCGCAUGCCUCCAUUCAUCGUAUCUCCUUUCCAGUGGUCAUCAUCUGUAACAAGAACCGACUAAACUGGUCUCGGCUACCUGAAAUUAGAAGGAAAUAUAAAAUUACAGCGGACCACGAUCGACUUUUUGAUCGUAUUCUUACCGCCUACGAUGGGUUAAGUUUUCAGAAAUUCAACGUAUUCGAUUCCUUGCAAGGUGAGCCCUUGGAAGAUCUCAAUCACCUGAAUUUCACGCAAAUUGUUACUGAGAUGUCCUGGAGAUGUGAUGAAAUCCUAGGUGAUUGUGUCUGGCAGACAGUGCCUCGGAAUUGCUGCAAGCUUUUUCGACACCGACGCCUGCCCCUUGGGUAUUGUCUGGGUUUCAAUGAGCUAGAGCAGCGUCGUGGCACAGAGACUGGCAUUAACACGGGGCUGCUUCUUAGACUACUACUUCAAGAAGCACAUCAUGCUCCGGGUAAUCCAGCAUCAAAAGGCUUCUUGCUGACUGUAGUGGAAUCCUCGGUGUGGUUCGGGUUCCCAAUCGAGGUGGUGCCUCAUUCCCGCACUAACGUGGCUGUCACAGCGGUAUAUCACUACUUCGACGAGAGCACAUUGAGCAUGCCGUCGCGGUGACGGCGGUGUGUUAUGGACUAUGAACAGGACAGCGAGCACUUUCAGACCCUGGAAGGCCAGAAGUACAUGUUGGAGAACUGUCAGGCCCAGUGCCAGCAGCGGUACCUGCUACGAUACUGCAACUGCUCCCUGGACUUGUUUUAUCCGCCAUCUGACUACGCCGCCUGUCGGCUAAAGGACCUGCCCUGUCUGGCAUCCCACAACCGUCUGUUGCAGAACUUCGAGCAGCCUGGAGAGCAUCCUUACGUGCACAGGGAGGAGUCCGGCCUAGUCUGCGAGUGCCUACACAAUUGCAAGUCCCUGACCCUGAUGACUGAUAUGCGCAAGAGCGUCCAACAGCCCUGGUUGCAACCCAACUCAAACAUAAGCGAAAGCAUGCUGCUCAACGUGUACUUCAAGAAACCUUCCAUGCUGGUGUACAAGACAAACUUAAUUUACACCUGGGUGGACUUGAUUGUGUCUUUUGGAGGCAUUUGUCAACUUUGUUUGGGUUGUUCUAUAAUUAGCCUCAUCGAGUUUUUGUUCUUUGCGCUAUUUAAAGUACCACAACUAUAUUGGAAGUGUUUAAUAAUACAAAAUAAAUAA
This is a messenger RNA of Drosophila rhopaloa, 1592 nucleotides long. Its product is annotated as pickpocket protein 19. The record is from RefSeq and is a predicted model, not a curated record. The transcript is spliced from 5 exons. Gene Ontology annotation, biological process: sodium ion transmembrane transport. Lineage: Eukaryota; Metazoa; Arthropoda; Insecta; Diptera; Drosophilidae. Gene Ontology annotation, molecular function: ligand-gated sodium channel activity. Gene Ontology annotation, cellular component: membrane.